Messenger RNA from Dufourea novaeangliae, 1218 nucleotides. RefSeq names its product probable 39S ribosomal protein L45, mitochondrial (gene mRpL45). The transcript has 6 exons. The coding region runs from base 130 to 1149 and encodes 339 amino acids. NCBI's taxonomy places the organism in Eukaryota, Metazoa, Arthropoda, Insecta, Hymenoptera, Halictidae. Gene Ontology annotation, cellular component: mitochondrion. The record is from RefSeq and is a predicted model, not a curated record.
UAUGUACAUAGUCACAUGUCACAUGGUCCCAGUUGGUCCCAAAGUAAGAAUUAAUCGAAUCCAAUCGAAUCAAAGCAAGUAUAUAAAUCCUUGAGUUUUUGUAAGUGACUGUCAGAUAUACGUGUGAAAAUGUUGUCGAAGCACAGAGGUGCAAUUUCCGUUUUCGGAAAAUAUAUGCAGAAUAAUCUGCCUUUGAUGUUAAGCCCUAUCAACUGUCCAUGCAACAAUUUUCAACAAGUCAGAAACAUAAGAAAACAUUGGAACCCAAAGUUUCGUAAAGAAAGGGCAGCAAAGGUUAUUAAAGAGCAUUACGAUAUGAAGUAUAAAUUUGAGGAAUUGUUGCCACAGGAUUAUAUAAGGACAAGGAUGAAAGAUUUGGGACUCGUACCACAAAGAAAAUGGAAAGAGAGACCAAUUUUUUUUCAUUCUACCCCUACUAUAUUUGAAUCAUAUGUUGUGCCUGAAGGUGAUGGAAAAUUUUCUACCAUUACUAAAGAGGGAGCAAAACAAAAGAUGGAAUUUAUGGAGAAAAAGAGUAAAUCUUAUCUAGCCAUUAGGAAAAUCAAGUCAUAUGAUGAGAAUUUUACAGUAAAGCAAUUCUGCGAGGACUCGUUAGAUAUUUAUAAAAAGGCCCAUGAAGCUUUAGUCGCUAAAGAUGAAAAUGAAUUACUACAACACAUUACAGAGACCCUGUAUCCUAAAAUUAUGCAUAACGUGGAGGAUAAAACAAUCAUAUGGAAGUUCUUAGAAUCUCUGGAACCAGCACGUGUGGUACACGCAAGGUGUACAAGUUUACUUACAAAGGGAAAUAUAUAUGCACAAGCUACAGUUCGUUUUCACACUCAACAGAUUUUGUGCAUUUACGAUAGAUUUGGGCGGUUAUUACAGGGUAGUGAGAUAUUAAAAAAAGAUGUUCUAGAUUAUAUAGUGUUUGAGAAGCAUUUGUCGAAUGAGUAUGGAACUUGGCGAAUGCACGGAAAGAUUGUACCAAGCUGGAUGCCACUAGGAGAUGUAGCAGCGAAAACGUUUGUGUUACCAAAGAGUGAUGAUACCUCACCUGAAAGUGCCGCUGAGUCAAUUGCCGAGACAGUCCCUCCUGAGGUUCUAGAUGCAAGGAAUCUGAAAGAUGCAACAGCUGAGGAGAAAUGAGUACAUGUCAAGUAAAUAUACAAUUAAUGUAACCUUUAUUAUUGGUCUUUUUUUAAUAAAGUGUUAGAG